CACCGGCUCGCGCCAUGCCUCCGCCGCCGCCGCCCGCCGCCGCCGGCAGCCCACCACCGCCGUGACCUCCGCCCCCACCUCCCGCCCGUCCUCGCCGGCGCCGCGUCGUUCUCCCUCCUCCUCCUCUUCCUCGCCCUCCUCCUCUCCGUCUUCCUCUACCGCAGGUUCUCCCGCGCCCGCACCGCCCCCGCCGACUCCAAGUCCCCCGCCGCCACCCGGCGGAGCAGGACGAGGAGCAACCACCACCAGCUCCGCCGCUUCUCCUACUCCCUCCUCCGCCGCUCCACCUCCUCCUUCUCCCCCGCCUCCCUCCUUGGCCACGGCGCCUUCGGGUCCGUCCACAAGGCCCUCCUCCCCUCCCACCCCUCCCCGCUCGCCGUCAAGCUCAUGUCCUCCCCCUCCGCCGCCGCCUCCGCCUCCGCCGCCGCCGCCGCCACCUCCGACCGCGAGUUCCGCAACGAGCUCUCCCUCGCCACCGUCCUCAACGGCUCUCCCCACAUUGUCUCCAUCCACGGCUACUCCACCAACCGCCGAGGUAACCGGCUCUUGCUCGUCUACGAGUUCAUGCAGAAUCGGAGCUUGCAGGACGCCCUGUUCGACAAGAAGUGCGCCGAGCUCGCCGAGUGGCGCCGGCGGUUCGACAUCGCGGCCGACGUCGCGAGGGGGCUCGAGUAUCUGCACCACUGCUGCGACCCCCCGGUGAUUCACGGCGACAUCAAGCCGAGCAACGUGCUGCUGGAUUCGGAGUUUAGGGCGAAGAUUGGGGAUUUCGGGCUUGCUCGGUUGAAGACCGAGGAAAUCGUGGAGGAGGGCGAUAAUGUGGAUGGUGGGGUUGAGAAUGGGAACGUGAUAAUCCUCGAGGAGGAUAACAAUGGAUCCAUCUUGGAAGAGUUGGAGAGCGUUGCCACCGGCUGCGACGAGGGCAGCAGCCGGUGCUGCGCAGAGCAGUCGCCCGAGAGCUGCGUGAUCAGGGUCUUGGAUUCGGAGGAGUCUCCGGAGGUGGCCGUGGUGUCGCCGGAGAUGGGAUUAGAAAGAGGGAGUGCGUCCGAGGGGUGUUUCGACGGGACUAGCAUAGAGAGCGGUAAGGAUGUGAAUCGAGCGAAUGCCGGCGGUGCCGAGAAGAAGGGGAACUCGAGGAGCAAUUGGUGGUGGAGGCAGGACAAUGGAGGAGGGUCCGAGUCGGGGCGAGUGAAGGAUUAUGUAAUGGAGUGGAUCGGCAGCGAGAUUAGGAAGGAGAGACCCAAGAGCAAUUGGGUUUCGUCCCCCGGUGCGGCGAAAGACGAGGGGUCGAGCCGGAAGCUCGAGCCGCCCAAGAAGCAGAGGAAAAGGUGGGAAUGGUGGGCCUCGUUGGAUGAGGACAGAGCGCCGAAGAAGGAGAAGAAGAAGCAGAAGCCGAAGGAGUGGUGGAGGGAGGAGUUCUGCGACGAGCUCUCCAAGAAGACGAAGAAGAAGCGAGGGAAUUGCUCGGGUGACGGAGGGGAAGUGUGGUGGCAGCAGAAGGAGGACGACGGCGACUCUGCGCAGGAGAGGAAGAGGAGGAAGAGCAGGAGCAGUCGGGGCAGCAUCGAUUGGUGGAUGGACGGAUUGAGCGGAGAGCUGAGGAACGGGAGGAGGAAUAGCCAGGAAUGGUCUUGCACGAGCGCCGGCGACAUAAUACCGAAGAGGGGCAUCAGCAGCACGCCGAGCAUGAGGGGGACCGUUUGCUACAUCGCCCCCGAGUAUGGCGGUGGCGGGCAAUUGUCGGAGAAAUGCGAUGUGUACAGCUACGGAGUCUUGCUUCUGGUCCUCGUCUCAGGGAGGAGGCCGCUGCAAGUGACUGCCUCUCCGAUGGCGGAGUUCGAGAGGGCCAAUCUGAUCUCUUGGGCGAGGCAGUUGGCUCAAAACGGGAGGCUCCUGGAUCUUCUCGACAGCUCCAUACACUCGCCGGACAAGGAACAGGCAUUGCUCUGCAUCACCAUUGCCCUCCUCUGCCUACAACGGUCGCCGGCCAAGCGACCGACCAUGGCGGAGGUCGUGGUGAUGCUCUCCGGCGAGGCCGAACCGCCCCAGCUACCAUUCGAGUUCUCCCCGUCGCCGCCCUCCAAUUUCCAGUUCAAGUCCCGAAGGAAGGCCCGUUGAGCUCCCAACCGGAAUCCUAGAUUCCAAUCCACGGUCUUGGUUUUCCACUGACUGACCGUAGAGUGUGGAAUGGUCGCUGGGGUUUCAGCAAAUUGUGGUCAUUUGUAGAUUUAGCGAUGCUACAAAAAAUUGGAAUGAUGAAAACACCAAGAAAAGAUGACGCUUUUCCAAUCCUUCUCGGCCUCCUAUCGAAUGUGAAACCUUAUCAGGCGACGCGAACACUGCUAAUAUUGCCCUGUUGGGGUGGUUGCUUUGGACAGCGGCUUUGGCCCUACCAGCUGCGCAUCAUCAUCGUUCUUACUUCUUGGCAGCUGUUGAAUUUAAGGAGCUACAGUACGUUUGGUGAAUUCGGGACAUCGUGGGGUAAAAAGGAAAGACAUAGUUCUUGGUUUCCUUCCUUUAUUCAUCAAUCGUUGGAUUCCUUGGCAGAACGGACGUGCUCUGACUUUGCGAAUUUCUUCCCCUCCGGGCCCAAGAAAGUCGGAGACUUUUUCCUUGGGUGCGCCUCUUUCUGCGUAAAGGAGAGAGCUUUCGAGGAUUUAGCAGGGUCGUCGCGCGCAGAAGUGGGCAUCUCUGCUUUUUCUCGGGUUUCGAUGCUCGGUGCAACUUGGAUGGGAGGCCAAUCGAGUAAGAUUUUCUCUUUUCUGCAAUUAGGGAGGAUCGAUUUGGGGGUGGGGGUACCUAAUUAUGAAAAUUUGUGAAAGCUAAAGGGAUAUUUGCGGGCUCGAGAGGAUAUUUUACGACCACGACGUUGUUCUAAGCAUUGACCAUCUCUUAAUUUUGUGACAGCACAGACGUUUGUGGAAUGGAAAUGUGUUAAUUGUCCAUUAAUGAGAAAUAGUGAAACAUUGUCAUUUUCAAUGCA
Molecule: messenger RNA, 2983 nt
Organism: Eucalyptus grandis
Lineage: Eukaryota; Viridiplantae; Streptophyta; Magnoliopsida; Myrtales; Myrtaceae
Product: receptor-like serine/threonine-protein kinase At2g45590
Biological process (GO): protein phosphorylation
Molecular function (GO): protein kinase activity; ATP binding
Source: RefSeq, a predicted model, not a curated record